UGUUAACAAUGCGUUACAUUUCGUACAUUAUUUGCCUGAUUAUUGUGUUUAUUUGCUGGCUAAGCAAUGCUGAUGCUCGUAAAAUUCAAGAGGAAAAUAUCAUAAAAACAGCUUUCGUAUCUGGCAUGAAACGCCUCAAACGUGCAAUUUUCUCCGUCGAUCGAUAUCUCACUGACACACUUCCCGGAUUGCAGCAACAAGAACAAGAAGAAGAGAUUCCCGAUCAAGAGGAGUAUCCGCCAAUGAAGAAAUUCAAACGUGCCGGAGUUCGUAAAACAGGACGUCGAGGCUCGUUAUUGCCCAUGGUUGUUCAACGAAAGAAUCCUUUGGGCAAAAAAGCUCCGCCGAAAAAGGUUUUGCAAAAGUUGAAUGCUGUUGCUUCGGCUCCCGCAACAUUCAACUUACCCGUUAAACGUCCCGCAGCUGUUUCAAACAAAAAACCAUUAGCUACAGGUCCUCCGAAGAAAACGAGAUAAUAAUAUCGAACGCGCGUUCUAAAUAUGUAAUUAUUUAUCGAUAUUCAAAAUUAGAUUAGGCGACACGUGACGUUUACUAUGGCACUAUUUUUAUUUAAAUGAGCAGCAGAGACAAUA
Messenger RNA from Culicoides brevitarsis, 593 nucleotides. RefSeq lists its product as uncharacterized. Lineage: Eukaryota; Metazoa; Arthropoda; Insecta; Diptera; Ceratopogonidae. The record is from RefSeq and is a predicted model, not a curated record. The transcript is spliced from 2 exons. The coding region runs from base 9 to 476 and encodes 155 amino acids.